Hyaloperonospora brassicae is the source of this 1011-nucleotide messenger RNA. The record is from the annotation of a GenBank genome assembly. NCBI's taxonomy places the organism in Eukaryota, Oomycota, Peronosporomycetes, Peronosporales, Peronosporaceae.
AUGGACACUUCGGACGCUUUGCCGCAGGUUGGACACAAUGGGGUCAAGAACCACGAGGAAAAGGCCAGCGAGACGUCGCCCCGGAGCGUCUCGAGGGAGACGAUGCCGCGUCGCUGCGUGUCGAGAGAAAUGCUCGAGCAGCUGCCGGCCCUCGAACGCCGUAUAGGGUACCACGAAGUGACGGUCCCCAAACCUUUCGGGUGCUUCUACUUGAUGCGUCUUGUUGAGAGGUCCAUCCAAGUGGGCGCUCCCUUCUCGUCAAAGCUGUUUGUGCCCAAGCAGAUCUGGCAACAAGAUCGGGUCAAGCUCGCCGGCGUCCCGCUGAAAGUCGAAGUCUUCCAGGAGCUGAAGCAGCGGCUCGAAAAGACCAGUCACGCUCUGCCUCUGUCGUCCGACUCGGCCAAAGCUGCUUUUCUCACAGAGCUUGACGCGUUGCUCGACUUUGCACGACAAGAGCGCGUGCACUUGAUCCGGUCGUUCCCUUUUCUACCACAGGAUCAACGUCAUGUUGUCCCGCACGUGAUCCAGAGCGAAAGCAGUAACGGGACGGAAGAGCGAUCUGCGGAUGCGAACGCAUCGAGCAUUGGCAAGCUGACAACUCUAGCCUUUGGGUUUGGCCGCAUGGUCAAGAAGCAGGCUAUUGCUGCAGUGGAACGCGUCGGAGCUGCGCCGUCCAUUCUCGUGUCCAUCGAUGAGCUGGACGAAUAUGCCGCAGUGCUCUGCACGCUCUUCCACUCGACGCGGAGCAUUAAAAACCUUCUUGGAUUACACCUCGACGCUCAUGAUGCACGAACUGAUUCCGAGGCGGCAACAGGAGACUUGCAACUGGACUCGGCGACUUUGACGAAGCUAGAAGAUCUCGCGGUUUUCCUGGAUGAAGUCGUUCUUGAGCUUGUCAUGCGUGACGUGCACAGUCUUUUGGAAAUCUAUCUGCAAAAGCUGACGCGACAAUUCGGCGAGUUCUCCAUUGAGCAGGCCCUGCUGAAACGUCAGCCGUCGAUGUCAGCAUAA